Biomphalaria glabrata is the source of this 6818-nucleotide messenger RNA. RefSeq lists its product as uncharacterized. Gene Ontology annotation, cellular component: plasma membrane. NCBI's taxonomy places the organism in Eukaryota, Metazoa, Mollusca, Gastropoda, Planorbidae. Bases 1094 to 2929 code for a protein of 611 amino acids. Gene Ontology annotation, molecular function: voltage-gated proton channel activity. The record is from RefSeq and is a predicted model, not a curated record. The transcript has 9 exons. Gene Ontology annotation, biological process: proton transmembrane transport.
AAAUAAACAGAUCUUCGGACAUUAAUGCUUAAUUACGCACACAACUAUGAGGCCAUCACUGCGCAGUGAGAACCGUUUCGGGCUCAUAGGAUGAAGGUCAGGUCCAUCAGAACUCUAAGCCCAUUCGACAUGGUUUAUCAUUCGCUCUGUGCCGUUCGUGACAGAUACAACACACUAUACCAGGGGGAUUCACUCUGACAUAUAGUUACUCAUUGUGCCUUUAUGUUCACAUUCUAGAGAUUCAUGGAUAAUGCUCCUUCGACGAUUUCCCGCACAUCGGUCAUAAUGUAUUGCAUACUAGAUUGAUUAUAUCCGAAUACAACUUUGAAUAUUAUUUUCUGUUGGUUUAAUAGGCAUGUUAUAUUUACAUAUUAUUUGCCCUAUUUACGAACUUAUCAAUGCCGAAAUUGGAAAAUAGUGAUUUGUGUCUUCAUCAAGGGAUUAAUAUAAGGUCGUGUGAAAUUCAUAACUUUCUCAAACAAUUAUUGAUAGAAAAACGUGUACUAGUUAUCUGUUGUUUUGUUUUAUUGUAUUGUUACUUGAAAGGUGUGGAGGCCAAUUAUAUAGUGUACAAAUAUGAGCAUAUAAAACGUAAAGCGUAAUGACAGUUGCAGAAUAGAGCACAAUGCACAUACCUCGUAGGUAAUGGGAAUAAAGUACCCUGGAUUAAGCAAUAGUGAUUACAUAAAUGUGUACACAUUUAGGCCACACAAGAGCCGGUGUUUAGGUAUAGACAGGUGGAGGCAAGGAGUUAAUCUCAUUGCCCUACAGGCUGAAUAUUGGAAGGCGCAAUGAAAUACACUUGUCAUGUGUGUGACAAUUUCACUUCAAAACAACACCGUGGCUACAUCUGCAUCUAUAACACAAAAGCAAAGCCCUUUUUGCACACGAAGCGAAUGAUUAUUUUAUGAUCAUUUGUGUAUUUAUUUUUUAAAUUACGCGGCGUGUGCAGAAAGUCUCGACGAAGCAACGCAAUUCUUCACUACUUUCUUCCGUUGUUGAAAUUCAUUUAAAAUUCCAUGGAUUUGUAAUAAAACUGAAUCUCUGAUUUCAAGUACAGUUGUUUUUAAGUUUGUUUUGAUUCCAAUUAAGAAUGACCGGAAGUGAUUACGCGAAGUUGACCCAAGAACUCUCCAGGGAUGAUAGUCAACAAAUGUCGGAUCAGAAUCUAGAGAGGAGCACCUCCGAGGAAGCCGCUCCAACGAGGAGACAAAGCUACGCCGAUGACACAAAGUCUUGCGAGAGCCAGACGCUGCUCUCACGGUCGUUCAGGGCGUGGACGCCGGACCUGCUGCCCGAAAAAAAGGGCGUUUACGUGAAGCGCUCUGUCAACGUCCACCGAGGGACGCCAGGGCGGGCUCGCUGCAGGCCCGGUAACAAGGUCAAGGAUGGGUCCAUUUUGAAUGUCCUGGCCGCCCAGACCCUGAAGAUAGCCAGCAUGAAUGGCCUGGGUGAGCUGGACAAGCUGGAGAAUGAGCUGGAGGAUGAGAUCAACUAUGAGAACAGGUCGCCAGCCAAAACCGCCUUUGGGAGGUUCCGACGCGAAGGCUACCACAAGCUCCACAGCAAGAUGGUUCUGUUCAUUGUGGUCUUCCUGAACGUCAUCGACUGUCUCAUCGUCAUGGCAGAGCUCAUCUUAGACUUUCACAAUGUGUCAAUGAAGGAAGAAGCCAAGAACGACAUGCUGUCCAACUUCAUGAGCCUCAUGAUGGACAAGUACAACGGAAGUCUCGGAAGCUUGUCCAAAAAGACGGAUGAAUCACACGUCCUCCUUCAGCACAUCCUCAACGCCACCGUGGUUUUUGAUUACAGCUACCUCCCCGUCAACAGCACCGCCGAGCUGGUCACCAGCUGCAACAGCUACUUGAACAAGACCCAGACCACCGUGGUGCCCAAUGCGAACCAGCCCAGCGCGGACCAGCUUGGGGUUUGUUUUGGGGGUGUGCCCUACGAGAAGCCUUUCAUCUUGGAGAAAGACGGCCGGAUGUCACUGUCAUUGAUUGCAGUGGGGCACAAGCUUCAUUAUAUCAGUAUAGCGAUAUUGGCUGUGCUGGUCAUUGUGCUGGGGCUAAAAAUUAUUUGUUCUGGAAAAAGGUUUUUUAAAAGUCGUAUGCAAGUUUUUGAUGGUAUCAUUGUGUUGAUCUCGUUCAUCCUUGACCUUGUCUUCAUCGAAGGUCUUUCCAGUCUGAACACCAACGAAUUUGUGAUGAUCUUGACCUUCUUACUUCCCUGGAGGAUCAUUCGAGUUCUCAACAGUCUGAUUGUAGCUGUGCUGGAUAAACAAAGGUUAAACUUGAAGAUCAUCUACACGCAGAAGAAGAAGAUCACCAGAACCCUGGCAGAGGUGAACAACAAGGUCGAGGUCCUGCAGAGGCACGUCGAGGUUUUGCAAAAUCUUUGCUCGUCACGUGGUAUUGGGGACUACGAAGUGAAGAGGGCGCUUGGAGGCGACUCCUCGUCAACUCUGAAGAACGGAAGCAGCGGAGGGCUAGCGAGCAUGAUGGCGCUGGGCAAACUCGCAUUCCAAGCAGCCGAUGCUUUUGCGCCAAUGACCAAUGGCUACAAGAAGCCUGAGAUCAGUGCCUCAGAGCCGGUUCUGAACACAUUGGACAUUUCCCCUCCGGACACCCCAAGGCCAGGUGGAGACCGGGCGUCGGACAACAACAACCAAGCGCCUAAAAAUAAACCCGUCGGAAUAAAUGUGGAGCCCAAAGUGGACACUUCGGAACCGUACCCGGAAGUGACGUUAGAGGUUCCGGCUGAGAAUGAGAAAGACAUACGCCUGCAGACCGUGACGGUUCACAUGAACGGUAGCGGGCCCCCGAAGGAGACGAGCCUGAAUGAGGACAUGAGGAGAACUUGCAGCACGACGGACUUGACGGACGUCCAGUGCUACGUCAACGGAAAUGAGAUCAUCUCCAAACUUUAAGUUCUUCAAGGGGAAACUAUUUCUUCAUAGGAGACACUUUUUUUUUUUUGGUUUUCUUUGAGGGAGAUAAUUUCAUCAAGGGAAGCAAUCUCUUCAAAGGAUGAAAGUUUCUAUAAAAGGGAGACAAUCUCCAGCCGUGUUCACAUCACCAAGUGCUCUUCUUUAAACUAUUCAUUUUUUCUUGUAUUUGUCCCUACCCUCCUUCCUGCAAAGUCGCUGAAGGAGGGAGGGGGAUUGUUUCAAGGGACGUAACCCAAUGUUACCAUGGCAACAGCAAGGAAGCUGGUUUCAAUUAUCGUCAUCCUCAUAGCGUUUGUUCGUAAACCAUAUUACGAAUAAAACUACGCAUAUGAUGUAAAAGAGGAGUAUACUAAAAGUCGAUGCUAUAAUUUUAGAAUGUAUGGAACAUUGUAUAACAAAAAUAUUUAAUUGAUAUUUAUUUUUUAUCGGACUUAUACAGCAAGUUACAUUAAUCUUUACAUUUAAAUGAAGCUUGCAUUAAAUGUACUGGUAUUCCGUGAUUCAGACACUACUUUGUACUGCAUAGAAAGUUGGUCCUUUGCCAAAGAAAAAACUGUUUUUUUUUUGUAAACUUUGUACUUAUUGUUAAAUGUUUGGAACGUUUUUUGGAUAGAAUAGAAUUAUGAAUAACUCUCCUUUCACUCUUAAUCAUAAGUUGUUUAGGCAUUUAAGGGUUAAUUUAUAAAUCUAAACAAUAUAAGGGACAGAAUUAUAUUAACUUCAAUCUUCGGAAAGAGAGAUGGCGCUCUAUUAGAAAUAAUUAUAGCGUUAUGGUUUUAUUAAUAAAUUUCUCGUGAUUUUAUCCAACACGUGUUACUUUAGAUAGUGAUCUUGCAGCCCCUCAGAAGGAAGUGGUAUUGCGAGGGAGGAUAAGCGGGACCUCUGACCUCCCUUUGCUAAGAAACAGUUGUAAACUGUUCAAGCGUAGCGAGUUAUGUAAAAUAAAGAGCUAUAACUGUUUUGGUACUUUCACCAUUAUUAUUUGUGAUGAAAGCAUUAUUUCAAUCCAACAUGUUUUUAAGUGUUCUUAUUACAUAGCCAUUUAUGGAUGGUGCAUUUAUUUUACACUAGCAAAGAAGUUAGUUUGGAACUAGAAUGCGGAUUUCGCUGUAUUUUGUGUGUGUCUCUAACUAUCAUAUAUCUAUAUAUCGACAAUCUAUCAACGGCUUGAUAUUUUGGUUGCCUUUAUUGGAAUAUUUUAGGUGGCUAUGCAUAUGAUUAUAUAUAACACUUAAACUUGUAAAGCCACAGGGGACAGCUUGUUGAAAAAUAUCUUUUAAACGAAGACAGACAGCAACAUAUACAGUGAAAGUGUUUAUAUACAAGGGGAGGUAAUCAAUUCAAUUUUUAGAUACGUAAAAGACCCCCUCACAAGUUCUCUCAACCAUAUCUUGAAGAGUUCCUUCUCUUCUUAAGCUUUAAAAAUGUGAAUCUACAUUUUGUAACGACAUAUUUUUCAAUUAAGUUCUUGUAGUCUUUAUUGUUCCUAUCUUCUAUUAAUAAAUUAUGGUAAACGUGGCCUCAAAGAAACAAAAAAAAAAAAAAAAACAUUCCCGGAAAAGGAAGUCGCACUUUCAUGAUGUGUCGAACUCCAAAAGAUGGGAAAACUUCAGGUUCCGUUCCAAAGUUGACAUUCUCUAUGCAUGCUUUCUGUACACUCAUCUCCUUCUCUGUACACCGACUUCGCUUUCUCUGUAGUAUAGAACUUGACAUGCAAGAUUGUUGACUCUUCAAUCAAAGAUCAAACUAGAACUUGUAUAGUUUUUAGGUUUAAUUUCAUGAGCAUUUUUUUUUUACAGUACCUCUAUUCAACUCGUAUCUUCGUGGAAUCUAAACUUCUGGGUGGGAAAAUGCUGGGUGGAAACUGGAUAAUGAUCUCGAAAACGUUUUUAACGAUUUUCCUUGAAAUUUGAAAGUUGCUGUAUAUCAUUUGGAGAAGAAUUACUAGCUCAAUGGCCACACUGGGAAAACUCUAGUUUGACCGUUAUAAUUUUUCAAAGCAAAGAAAAAAAAAGAUAUUUAUUUUUGGCUCGAGAACAAGAAAUUAUGUAUCUUGAACGGACAAUAUGUCCUGGGUUAUUUCCGCAUGUAGGCAUUAUUUAUUCCAGAGUUUAAUAAAUUAAUUUUUAGGAACAUUUUACGCGUCGUCUUCUAAUAUUAGAUCAAAACACUUAUCCUUGGAACAUUAUAGUCUAGUAGAUCUAUACAUUCGCUUAGCCAGGAUUCUUUCUCGGUGGAAGGGGGGGGGGGAAUGGAGAGGCGUAAAAAAUGUUUUUUUUUUUUAAAAUCUAACUUUCAUUAAGAGAAAAACAAUCGCUCUAUAAGUUCUAUAGAAGAGUUAUUCUCUUUGUUUCUCUUUCUGCUCAGACUUUGCUCGACACUCUGCUUCAGACUUUGGAAAUACUUUUGCCAAGACUUUGUUAAGAAAAUGUUCUCAGCUUUUAUUGAGUUUAUUUUUUGUACUGUUUAGGAUGAGGCGAGAAAAGCAAUUUAAUAAAACUUUAAUGACUUGAUUAUACAAACAAAUUAACAAGUGCGAAGAGUAAUGUCAUGCAAGCUCUUCCAUUUGCUUAGUUGCUUUUAUCCAUAUGUAUCAAUCUUGGAUCGACCGCAGACACAACCCUUCAUCCAUCAAUAGGACAUACUGAUUUAGUCAAACUGAUAUGUGAAGUGUAUACAUUUGCAUCGUAGACUUUGUACAUAACACGUGGAACUGGGUAACUAUAAAAUACAUCUUAUCUUAUAUAAUACAGACGUUACUUCAAAAAAGAAGAUGAUUACGUCCUACGCGUCAUGCAUUCAGUCAUGCAUAUCAAUGGAUUGAACGCGAGUGAAAACAAAUAGUUACUUUCAGGUUAGUCGCAAACAUUUUCACCUUUACGGGGUUUUAUAAUGCACAUUUUUGUUGUUGAGAUAAUCUCUCCCUCUCUCUCUCUCUCUAUCCAAGAUAAUUUCAAAUAUAUAAUGUGGGUCUUGUCGUGACACUUCUACUCUCCCCUGCACGCAUUAAAAUAAAAGUUCCUCCCCUCCUUUUGCCUUGUCAGAGCUUGCGAUUUAUAAGGCAGAUGAUAUCAAGGUCAUCAUUUCUUUUUUAGACCCACGAUUAACGAGGGUGUCAUGUGGCCAGCACAACGACCAACCAUCUUUACUUUUCCCCAACAAAUGUCAGUUUCCCAUUAGAGCUGGGUGGACUCAGGGGCGCCCUAACAAUCACAAAAUUUAAAAAUCCCAGUCUUCAUUGGGAUUCGAACCCGGAAGCCAGGCGCUUGACCACUUAACCGCCACGCCCCGUUCUACACGCAUUCUUUGUUAUUUAUUCAACUUAUAAAACACAAGUAAAUACACCCUUCGCGACGGUUCGGUCGUCAGAGAGGAUUUGAAAGGGAAUUAGUACAAUGUACCUACAGCAUUAUUUUUCUGAAUCUGCCUAUGCAGAGAUACGAUGAACUAAAAAACAACAAAAACCUACACUUUGGCAGGUUCUCCUAUUAGCCAACCAACAUUGUUUUAGUUGGCAAUGGUAAUCACGUUUACACAAAGAAGAAAAUACCAUUUGCAAUAAAAAUCAAAACAACAUUUUUUUGUGACAGAACUUUAUAAUGUAACUGAAAUGUACAAAAUUAUAUCAUAUUGAAUAGCUGUUGUUUUGUUUUUUUUUACGAAAUGUACAGAGCUUUUUAUUGUUGUUGUUUUCACAAUAAUUGUUUCAUUUUUUUGAAAAUCAAAGUUCAUUGUAUCAGUGAACCUAAUUUGAACAUUGCGUGCUGUAGUUGAUUGGCUCUUUCGAGUAGCAGACGUCGCUUAUUGAUUGGCUCGUGACUAGAACCAAUCGUUUCCUUUUCACUUAAAAAAAAAAAAAACUAACAAU